This is a messenger RNA of Torulaspora delbrueckii, 807 nucleotides long. RefSeq names its product Csi1p (gene CSI1). The coding region runs from base 1 to 807 and encodes 268 amino acids. The transcript has a single exon. The record is from RefSeq and is a predicted model, not a curated record. Lineage: Eukaryota; Fungi; Ascomycota; Saccharomycetes; Saccharomycetales; Saccharomycetaceae.
AUGGAUGAGAUCCCUACGGUGACAUUAGAUAGACUAACUCUGAUAGAUGCCCAUUACCAGUAUGAAUUGAUCUGUGAUAACGACAAUGCUCGACCUUCCGGAUGUUUGUUAUUAUUUGGCUGUGAAUCCGGAAACAACCUAAUCACCAUAGAGAGGUGCAUGAACGUUCCUUUGAAGCUGAAUUAUGUGGACGAUUUUAACGCAACCUUUGAAUACGAUUCCAGUCAAGUUGAUACUCGCAUCAGUCUGCUUUACGUGACGAACCCUCAGUUAAAACCUCUAGGGAUCAUGGUAUUCAACGAUAAGUUCUACGACUAUACAAAGAUGGUAGAGAAACUAAAGGCAGAGAAGAAAGAUAUAAAGUGUCUUUUCGCUUAUGAACCUCAAGCAGGUAAUUGCGAGAAGCAUAAACUAUAUUGCUACAUGAUGGAAGGCAAGCAGAGAGAAAUCAAGUUCAUGAGAAUCGACUUCCAACUACAGAACAUCAAUAUCGCUCUGGGAAAGGGAAGCACUGAGGCUAAAAGCACAGAGACUGUUACAGAUGAAGAGGAGUUUGCUGAUGAAAAGGAGAAAAUAACCAAGUUGAUCACCAAAUUGGAUCGAAUCAUAAAAUAUCUCGAGAGCUUGCCGAAUAACGACUCCAAAAUACUGAGAAAAGUUUCUAUGCUUGUGAUGCAAUUGAAAAGACAACCAACCGAAGACAUAGAGGAGGAGAUUAUGAACAAAGAAAGCGAAAUUAACGCUCUCAAUAUCGCAUGCGAACAAUGGGAAAUUGGCACGUCAAGAUACUUUGAGGACAGUAUUUAA